Molecule: messenger RNA, 789 nt
Organism: Hydractinia symbiolongicarpus
Lineage: Eukaryota; Metazoa; Cnidaria; Hydrozoa; Anthoathecata; Hydractiniidae
Exons: 1
Source: RefSeq, a predicted model, not a curated record
ACACUCACAACACCGACACUCACAACACCGACACUCGCAAAACCGACACUCGCAAAACCGACACUCACAACACCAACACUCACAACACUGACACUCGCAAAACCGACACUCGCAAAACCGACACUCGCAAAACCGACACUCACAACACUGACACUCACAACACUGACACUCGCAAAACCGACACUCGCAAAACCGACACUCACAACACUGACACUCGCAAAACCGACACUCGCAACACUGACACCCACAACACUGACACUCACAACACUGACACUCACAACACUGACACUCACAACACUGACACUCACAACACUGACACUCACAACACUGAAACUCACAACACUGACACUCGCAACACUGACACUCACAACACUGACACUCACAACACUGACACUCACAACACUGACACUCACAACACUGACACUCACAACACUGACACUCACAACACUGACACUCACAACACUGACACUCACAACACUGACACUCACAACACUGACACUCGCAACACUGACACUCGCAACACUGACACUCACAACACUGACACUCACAACACUGACACUCACAACACUGACACUCACAACACUGACACUCACAACACUGACACUCGCAACACUGACACUCACAACACUGACACUCACAACACUGACACUCACAAAACCAUCAGUUACAAAACCAACAAUUACAACACUCACAAUCACUUAUAAGAUGCACAUAUAUCUUAUAUAUCUAAAUCUUAUAAAUGAUUAUGUUGAAAACCUCAAUAUUUUAAACUGAAAUGUCAAUAAGCAG